ACCAUGCGAACGUAGGUCAAGUAAAGAAACCAAGUGUGAAGUCACGACAGGUGUUCUGGUUAUCGAGUUCUGAUGAAUAUAAUCACAGUUUGAAAAGAAAUGCCGUAUUUUUCAGUAAUUGAAGGUCACAUAUGCUGGUUUUCUUGUGUUCGAAGACUUUAAGACCACUUGCAGUCGGAUUACGUGCUCAUGCAAAUUAUUUCCUGUGAAAUCUUUGUUAAAUAUUUCUCAACAAGACUAGUGUUCGGCACUCGAAAUAGUUCUCUACUUCCCUUAAGAAAAAUUACUGGCGGGAUCAAUCCUUCAAGUCUGUAUGACAGAUUAGUGAGAGAAGGAAAAAUAAAAUCCGAUAAUUUUCAGUUGUCUGUUGUCAGACAAAUUGACAGCUUAUGUAAAGACUUGAAUGAAGCUAAAAACAAUAAUUGGAUGCAUACCUUUUUUCAUGGUAAAAAGGCACAUAAAGGUCUUUAUCUGUACGGUCCUGUGGGCUGUGGGAAAACAAUGUUAAUGGAUAUGUUCUACCAGUGCUGUGAUUUUGAGUACAAGUGGAGAACUCACUUCCAUUCUUUCAUGUUUGAAGCUCACGGAAGAAUACACGAUGUUCGUUCAGCAGCUCCAAGAAAUAAUAAGCCAUUUGAUCCUAUCCCACCAGUGGCAAAAGGUAUCAUAGACAGAUACAAGCUGUUGUGCUUCGAUGAGUUUCAGGUAACAGAUAUUGCAGAUGCAAUGAUAUUGAAACGCUUAUUCGAGAAUCUAUUCAACUUUGGUGCUGUUGUUGUAGCCACAUCGAAUCGCUCUCCAGACGAUCUGUACAAAAACGGAUUACAACGUGUCAAUUUCCUACCAUUUAUUGAUCUUCUUAAAGAAAAGUGUCAUAUUAUCAAUCUAGAUUCUGGUCAUGAUUAUCGGUCACAAAUGAGUGCAGCGGCAAAUAGCGAUUCAAAUCUUAACUUAUACCUAGA
This is a messenger RNA of Heterobilharzia americana, 962 nucleotides long. NCBI's taxonomy places the organism in Eukaryota, Metazoa, Platyhelminthes, Trematoda, Strigeidida, Schistosomatidae. The record is from the annotation of a GenBank genome assembly.